This is a messenger RNA of Durusdinium trenchii, 1410 nucleotides long. The record is from the annotation of a GenBank genome assembly. NCBI's taxonomy places the organism in Eukaryota, Dinophyceae, Suessiales, Symbiodiniaceae.
AAGCCUUUUCAUGGCUCAGACAUGUUGCUGAUAGAAUCUCGUCGAACAAUCCAAUAUCCAUCCCGGCUCCGCGGCAUCUAGAUCUUUUUUUCCAGCCAUGGAGGAGGCUUGCUUUCUUCAAUUGAAUUCGACUAUUGCGAUCUCCAGAGCCUCUCAUCAGCUUACCAAAGGAAUAUUGGAGGGUUUUGUGAUCCAAAGAUGGUGGGCAGCACGAUGUUGACGGUGUACUUGGGAGCCGUCAACGGACUCUUGUACGUUGCCACCGACCAGUAUAUUCCAAGCUUGCCCCGCAUGGAAGUGGAAUUGUCCGGAUCUGAGACAAUUCUUUCUGGUUCGGUGCAGCUGAAUCUCCUUCCCAAGGCUUUUGUAAGCCUUCUUGUGGCGCCCUUGUCCGAUCAGAUUGGAAGGAAACCCAUCCUAUUGACAUGUGCAAUACUGAUGAUCUUGGGGUCGUUUGGCUGUGCCCUGGCUCCGAAUGUCUACUGGUUCAUUUCUGCCAGAAUCAUUCAAUCACUGGGCGAAUCUCUUGAGCCUUUGACCUCUGCGAUUGUUCGCGACUGCUACCCAGAUCCGGGUGAAAGGCUGGCAGCCUUGUCAGUGGUUGGAGGAAUGCUUAUGCUUGGGACUGCUGUAGGGCCAGUUCUAGGAGGACUUGUUGCCUCUGUUUGUCAUUGGAGAGUGCCCUUCUUUGUUUUGUCUCUGGCUUGGGCAGGAUUGGCACACUAUGCUGCCAUUUACAUUCGGGAAACCGGCAUUGAUGUGAAAUCUCCAUCGAGCUACUGGCAUAGUGUCAAGCGCGUGUUUUGCAAUCAACAACUUUUGAUGUUGCUCCUUGCUGAGUCUUGUAUCCAGUGCGGGUAUUUUACAUUCAAUGCCAACGCCAGCUAUCUCACAGAAGCUGUUUACGGUAAGAGUACGGCGGCAACAUCUGUGCUGAUGGGGAUAUUUGUCUUAUGCUCCGCCAUUGGGCUGAUGAUGAUUAUGAGCUCGACCCAGCCUGUGUUGUCAACUGCAAAGAUUUGGAUGACAGCCUACAGUCUGGGAGCUGGCUUGCUGCUUGUGAUUGCCGCUUUUUGCUCUGACCGCUUGUGGGUCUACCUUGGAAGCUCCUUUUUGAUGGGGUUCCUCUUGCCUUGCUAUGUACCUCUUACCGUUCUCUACCUUGACCCUGUCGAGGAUAUUGCAGGUACAGCCGCCUCUUUUGAAAUCUUCUUUCAAUCAGGGCCCUCUGCCGUCUAUUCAGGCUUAGCGACUCAAGGUCUCAUCGGCGAUGGUCAGCGGGGGCUGACGUGGUUUCAAGCUGGAAGCACUGUGCUCGCAGGAGCUGUGUUCUGGCUUGGUUAUGGCUCAACCGCAAAAGAGCCGGAUAGUGAGCGUGUUUUUGAGGACGAGUUGGACAAAUCAACGUGA